Molecule: messenger RNA, 641 nt
Organism: Syngnathus acus (greater pipefish)
Lineage: Eukaryota; Metazoa; Chordata; Actinopteri; Syngnathiformes; Syngnathidae
Product: cytochrome c oxidase subunit 5A, mitochondrial-like
Exons: 5
Coding region: 81-509 (142 amino acids)
Biological process (GO): mitochondrial electron transport, cytochrome c to oxygen
Cellular component (GO): mitochondrial inner membrane
Source: RefSeq, a predicted model, not a curated record
UCGUAUUUUUCCGGCUUCCAGGGUCCUUUUUUAUUGCCUCCACACACUCACAUUUAGCUGUUAGCAUCCGCUUCUCUACUAUGUUCCGUGCAGUCCUCCGGCUCUCCGCCACAGGCGCCCGGACCUUGGCGACCCGGUUCCGACCUGGCCAUACAGCGCCGUUAGCUUCCAGAUGUUACUCGCAUGCCACAGUGGAGUCAGAUGAGGAGUUUGACGCCCGCUGGGUCACCUACUUCAACAAGCCCGACAUCGACAACUGGGAGCUGAAGAAAGGGAUGAACACUUUGAUCGGGUAUGACCUGGUACCCGAGGCCAAAAUCCUGGAUUCAGCUCUUAGGGCGUGCCGGAGACUCAACGACCUGGCCAGUGCCAUCCGCAUCCUGGAGGCUGUCAAGGAUAAAGCGGGCCCUCACAAAGACAUUUAUCCAUACUUGAUCCAAGAGCUGAAGCCCACGCUGGCGGAACUCGGCAUCUCCACGCCGGAGGAGCUCGGCAUUGACAAGAUUUAGCAGGCAAAGGUGCUUGGAGAGAUGAACUCUCCUAAAUUGUCUCCUGUUAAAAAUGUCUAUAGUGUCGAUCGAUUCCAUAUUGUCCUAUUAUGUAAAAAACGGUGGACUGGAUAAACAUAUACUGUCAGAACU